Molecule: messenger RNA, 429 nt
Organism: Pocillopora meandrina
Lineage: Eukaryota; Metazoa; Cnidaria; Anthozoa; Scleractinia; Pocilloporidae
Source: the annotation of a GenBank genome assembly
AUGUCUGAAUGCUGGGAUAUGGAGCCGGACCGCCGUCCGACAUUUGAUUCUAUUAGCAGAACAGUCAAACGGCUUGAGCACGGUCGCAAGGUGAGAAUUGAUGGUUCUUCUUCUUCUAAAAUAGUCCUAGAGAGUGAUUUCAUCUAAUCACGAUUCCUUUCGUGUAAGUGUCUGUUGAGUAGAUCUCAAACCAUGGCACGAGUUAUAAGCUUGGAUCCGCCACAGUAUUAACUCGGGCAUAUCAAAUCGUCCAGAGAUCAAGACCAGAGAAGGCUUGACGGAUAUUUCUAAGUGGACAUACUGGCCUUUUACCAGUUUCUAAUCUUUUUUUAUUAUUAUUAUUAUUUUUUUCAUUUGUUUCAGGAAAUUAUUUACAUGAAUGUUUACAACGAUAAUCUUUAUAAUAACCUGGAGGACUGGGACGAGUAA